Messenger RNA from Cottoperca gobio, 753 nucleotides. RefSeq names its product WD repeat domain 83 opposite strand (gene wdr83os). The record is from RefSeq and is a predicted model, not a curated record. NCBI's taxonomy places the organism in Eukaryota, Metazoa, Chordata, Actinopteri, Perciformes, Bovichtidae. Gene Ontology annotation, cellular component: endoplasmic reticulum membrane. Gene Ontology annotation, molecular function: protein folding chaperone. The transcript has 4 exons. Gene Ontology annotation, biological process: protein insertion into ER membrane. Bases 121 to 441 code for a protein of 106 amino acids.
UCACCGGAUAUGGCUGGUCCCUCUACUCCGUUUGUGAAAAGGCCGAUCAGCUGUCUUUCGCUCACGGGAGUUUACGUUUCUUGAUAAAUAAACCAUCCCAGGUGGGAAUUGUGACACAUUAUGUCUUCCAACAAUAUGUCAGACCUGAGGAGACAAAAUAAGAUUUUACGGUACAAGCCUCCCAGCACAGAUGCUAAUCCCACACUGGAGGACCCGACGCCCGACUACAUGAACCUACUCGGCAUGAUCUUCAGCAUGUGUGGACUGAUGCUCAAGCUGAAGUGGUGUGCCUGGAUCGCAGUCUACUGCUCUUUCAUCAGUUUUGCAAACUCCAGAAGCUCGGAGGACACCAAACAGAUGAUGAGCAGCUUCAUGCUUUCCAUCUCAGCUGUUGUGAUGUCCUACCUCCAGAACCCACAGCCAAUGUCACCGCCAUGGUAACCAAGGGCCAAUCACAGAAGAGCAAGUGAAUCGUGGAUGCUGGAGUUAACAGCUGAUUGGCCCCCCUGGCCACCAUUAAGGAAAAACAGAGACAGAAAGGAAGAUAAUAUGAUAGAGGAGGAGAGGAAACAGAUGCCCGGGAGCGGCGGACGUAAAGAGGACGCUACGGCAAGACGGAGAGAUCAAUGUUCUCAAGUUAUUCUCUUUUUAUCCUUUUCUAACUUUAUUUGUUAAUGAAAACUUUAAAUAUGCACUGUUUGGCUGAUCUGUUGCAGGAUGUCUUUAAAUAAAGUUGCACAAUUUUAAAAGGAA